Messenger RNA from Oryzias melastigma (Indian medaka), 5807 nucleotides. It is a transcript of the gene thsd7aa, whose product is annotated as thrombospondin, type I, domain containing 7Aa. The transcript is spliced from 28 exons. Lineage: Eukaryota; Metazoa; Chordata; Actinopteri; Beloniformes; Adrianichthyidae. Gene Ontology annotation, biological process: actin cytoskeleton organization. The record is from RefSeq and is a predicted model, not a curated record. The coding region runs from base 20 to 5254 and encodes 1744 amino acids. Gene Ontology annotation, cellular component: plasma membrane.
UCCAGCCGUAUCCGUGGCGAUGGGGCUGCCUGGUGGAGCAGCCGUCAGUCGUGGGGGUUUGACGAAGGCACCGGCUCUCCUUCUCUGGAGGUUGGGACUGCUGUGUUUUUCCGUCUGGGCCCUGGAUGCAGAAAACGCAGAGGAGACUAAACCCCUGUACAUCUGGAAGACAGGUCCAUGGGGUCGUUGCAUGGGCAGUGAGUGUGGACCCGGCGGCAGCCAGAGCAGGGCGGUGUGGUGCUCCCACCCUGAUGGAUGGACCACCUUGCACACCAACUGUGACCAGGCAGAGCGACCAGACAACCAGCAGGGCUGCUUUCGAGUGUGCGACUGGCACAAAGACCUGUACGGCUGGCAGCUCGGAGCCUGGAACCAAUGCGUCCCGGUGGUGAUGCGGAACGGCGGGGGGCAGCGACCAGCUGUGUGCUCGCGGGGGGAGGAGGGCAUCCAGACCCGGGAGGUGGGCUGUGUUCAGAAGGCGGACGGGGAGCCAGCAGAAGACGCCAUCUGUGAAUACUUCGAGCCCAGGCCUCGGCAGGAGCAGGCCUGCCUCAUCCCCUGUCCGCGGGACUGCGUGGUGUCCGAGUUUACUCCAUGGACUCUGUGCUCUAAAACCUGUGGAAUGGGCUUACGGAACCGGGUUCGCAACGUUCUGGCGCCGCCCCUGUUUGGAGGCUCAGCCUGCCCGAACUUAACUGAAUUUGAGACGUGCCAGGUGGGGCCAUGUGAGGGGGAGGAGAGCCUUUACAGCCUCAGAGUGGGUCCAUGGGGCCCCUGUUCUGUGCCAAACUCAAGGCAAGUCAGACAAACUGACAAAGCGCUCAAAGAGAGCAAGAAAAGAUCCAAGGAGGCUGACAGACUCUCGAAGGAGGGAAAAAAUCAACCCAGGGAGAACAAACAGGUGGUGGGAGUAAACAAACAGAUGAGAGACGAUGAAAAACUGUACAAGGAAGUGGAGAAAACACCAAGAGAAGGUGAAAAACCACCAAGAGAUGGGAAGAAAGCAUCCGCACCAAACAGAAAACGUAUCAGAGCAAACAAGAAGGCUGACAGGCAGGCAGACCGACCCAGACGGCAGAAAAAGAUGAAGAACAAGGACAAAAGAGAGAAAAAGAGAAAGGAAGUGAAGGAGAGGUUAAGAGAGAGGGGGAAGGUCAAGGACCCUGAGACCAGAGAGCUGGUGAAAAAGAGGAGGAACAAGAACCGCCAGAACCGUCCAGGAGGAAAGUUCUGGGACUUGCAGGUCGGCUACCAGACCAGAGAAGUGAGCUGCCAGCACAAGAGCGGGAACAUGGAAGCUCUGAGCAUGUGUUCUAAGGAGGUGCUGCCCGUCACCUUCCAGGCCUGCGUCGUUCCCAGAGACUGCGAUGUGACUGAGUGGUCCGAGUGGUCGGCCUGUUCCAAGGAAUGCUAUGACCCCAACAACCCCAGCGGGGGGCAGCGCACCCGCACCAGGAGGGUGAGCCAGUUCCCCCUGAGUGGAGGGGGAGAGUGUCCAGAGCUGGAGGAGAGCGAGCCGUGCAGCCCCCAGGCAGACACGGCGCCCCCCUGCACACUCAACACCUGGAAGACCACUGAGUGGACGGAGUGCAGAGUGGACACACUGCUGAGCCAGCAGGAUCGUCGUCGUGGAAACCAGACCGGUUUGUGUGGAGGAGGAAUCCAGACUCGUGAGGUCUACUGUGUGCAAGUCAACACUGAAACGCCCCCAAACCUCAGGACUAAAGAGGCGCUGCGGCCAGUGGACAGUGAGCUCUGCCAGGGCAUCACUCCAAACACAACCCAGCUAUGCCACAUCAACUGUCCUGUGGAGUGUGAGGUGUCGCCGUGGAGCGCCUGGGGACCCUGCACCUUUGAGAACUGUCAAGACCAAGCCACCAAGAAAGGGUUCAAACUGAGGAAGAGGAGGAUCAUCAAUGAGCCCACAGGUGGGAUGGGAAACUGCCCCCACCUGGUAGAAGCCAUCCCGUGCGACGACCCCAGCUGCUUCGAGUGGCUGGUGGUUAAACUGGAGGGGUGCGUUCCUGACAACGACAGGGAAUGCGGACCAGGAACACAAAUCCCACAAGUCCAGUGUGUCAACAGCGAAGGUCUUUUUGUAGAGAAGCAGCUUUGCCGUGAUGCCAUCCUUCCUAUGCCAACUCUCUGUGAGGUGCCUUGCCCCAAAGACUGUGCCUUGAGCCCCUGGACCCAGUGGUCGCCCUGCUCUCAUACCUGCUCUGGGAAAAAUGCGGAAGGAAAGCAGACCCGAGUUCGUUCCAUCCUAGCUUACAAUGCAGGGGAAGGAGGAGUCCAGUGUCCCAACGUUAGUGCUCUCCUAGAGGUGAGGAGCUGUAACGACCAUCCCUGCACUGUUUACCACUGGCAAACUGGUCCAUGGGGACAGUGCAUCGAAGACUCCUCGUUUCCCUACACCAACAUGUCCGUGGGCGUCACGCGACCAGACGAUGGGUCCUGCGCCGUGGGGAUGCAGACCCGCAAAGUCAUCUGUGUCCGUGUCAAUGUGGGACAGGUUCCACCCAAAAAGUGUCCUGAGAGUCUCCGCCCAGACACCGUCAGACCCUGUUUGCUUCCUUGCAGGAAAGACUGCAUUGUCAGCCCUUACAGCGAGUGGAGCCCCUGCCCAUCAACAUGUCCAGGAGGUAGUAACUCCAAGAAGAAACAAUUCAGGAAACGGAUCAUCAUCCAGGUCCCAACUAACGGAGGACAGGACUGUCCUGAGGUUUUGGUCCAGGAAAGAGAGUGUGAAGCUCGUUCUGUUUGUCCUGGAUACAGAUGGAAAACCCACAAAUGGCGCAGAUGUCAACUGGUUCCGUGGUCGGUCCGGCAGGACAGUCCUGGCGCUCAAGAGACAUGUGGGCCGGGUCUGCAGUUUCGAGCCAUUUCGUGCCGAAAGCAGGACGGCGGUCAAGCAGACGUUGAAGCAUGUCUGAAGUCUGCCAGCCCCAUGCCGCCUCUCACCCAGCUGUGCCAUUUGCCCUGUCAGGAGGACUGUCAGCUCAGCAGCUGGUCCAAGUUCUCCUCCUGCACAGCCAACUGUGUGGGUGUCAGGACCCGGAAGAGGACCCUGAUGGGAAAAAGCAAAAAGCGUGACCAGUGUAAAAACAACCAAAUGUACCCCCUGAGUGAGACCCAGUACUGCCCGUGUAAGAAGUACAACGCCCAGCCUGUGGGGAACUGGUCGGACUGCAUCCUUCCUGAGAACAGCCGCGUGGAGGGUCAGCUCGGCAUGAAGGUGCAGGGGGACAUCAAGGAGUGCGGUCAAGGCUACCGCUACCAAGCCAUGGCGUGCUACGACCAGGACAGUCGCUUGGUGGAAACUUCUCGCUGCAACAGUCAUGGCUACAUCGAGGAGGCGUGCAUCAUCCCUUGUCCCUCUGACUGCAAGCUGAGCGAGUGGUCCAACUGGUCCCGCUGCAGUAAGUCUUGCGGCAGUGGGGUUAAAGUUCGCUCCAAGUGGCUCAGGGAAAAACCCUACAACGGUGGGAGACCAUGUCCCAAACUGGACCACGUCAAUCAGGCUCAGGUGUAUGAGGUGGUGCCAUGCCUCAGUGACUGCGGACAGUACGUGUGGGUGGCAGAGCCCUGGAGUGUGUGGAAAAUUAGCAACGUGGACCUAAGGAGCAACUGCGGUGAGGGUGUGCAGACCCGGAAAAUCAGGUGCAUGCUCAACACCAUAGACGGGCCGUCGGAGCAGGUGGAGGACUACCUGUGUGACCCUGAGGAGAUGCCUUUAGGAGCCCGGAACAGCCGUCUACCCUGUCCUGGUGACUGCGUGUUAUCGGACUGGGGGUCGUGGAGCCGAUGCCCACUGCCCUGCAGUGAGAACAGGACUCGUGAGAGGGCUGCUUUCCCGCUGCGUCAACCAGGAAACAACAAGACCUGCCCCCCCACCACAGAAACCGAGCCGUGCAGAAAGAACAGCAACUGCUUCCACUACUCGUACAACAUCACAGACUGGAGCACCUGUCAGCUCAGUGAAAAAGCCGUGUGCGGAUACGGCAUCAAGACCCGCAUGCUGGACUGUGUGCGCAGUGAUGGGAAGUCUGUGGACCCCAGCUACUGCAAAGAGCUGGGCUUAGACAGGAAGCUGCAGAUGAACGCUUCCUGCGUGGUGGAGUGUCCCGUCAACUGUCAGCUGUCUGAUUGGUCAGCGUGGUCUGAGUGCACGCGCAGCUGCGGCCUGGCAGGUAAGCUGUGGAGGAGACGGACGGUGGUCCAGGCUCCUCAGGGAGACGGGAGGCCGUGUCCAUAUCAGAUGGAACAGUGGAAGCCAUGCCCAGUUCAGCCCUGCUACAGCUGGAGAUACAGCACCUGGUCUGAAUGCAGAUCUGAGGGGGCUCGGUGUGGUCACGGCGUGCGCUUCAGGAACGUGUCGUGCUUUGUGUCCGACGGUUCGGGUCAGCAGGACAGCGGCCUGGUGGACGACGAGCUGUGUGCAGACGUGGAGCUGUUGGUGGACGGAGAUGCUCAGAUCAUCCUACAGGAGGCGUGCACCAUUCCUUGCCCGGGAGAUUGCUACCUGACUGACUGGACCGUAUGGAGUCCGUGCCAGCUGAACUGCAUCAACGGAGACGAUCUGGGCUUCGGCUCCGUCCAGGUUCGCUCUAGAGCCGUCCUGGCCCAGGAUCCCGAAAACCUGCUGCAGUGUCCAGAACAGGAGCUGGAGGCGCGGCCCUGCACAGGGGGGCAGUGCUUUGAAUACAAGUGGCGGAGCGGACCGUGGAGAGGGUCGUCUCGUCAGGUUUGGUGUGAGCGCUCAGAUGGACUGAACGUCACAGGUGGAUGUCUGCUGAGCUCCAAGCCGAUGGCUGACCGGUCUUGCCACCCGCCGUGUACCAAGCCCCGGUCUUUGUGCACCGAGGCCGGCGUCUGCGGCUGUGAAGAGGGCUUCACCGAGGUCAUGACCUCUGACGGCCUGCUGGAUCAGUGCACCGUCAUCCCCAUGCUGGAGAUCCCCACCACAGGAGACAACAGGGCCGACGUCAAGACCAUCCGAGGCUUCAACCCCACGCAGCCUGCAGCCAGCGCGCCUGGCAGGGCGGGGCGCACCUGGUUCCUGCAGCCGUUUGGACCAGACGGGAAGCUGAAGACGUGGGUGUACGGAGUGGCUGCAGGAGUCUUUGUCCUGCUGGUCUUCAUCAUCUCCAUGACAUAUCUGGCAUGCAAGAAGCCGAAGAAGCCUCCGCGGCGACAGAUGAACAACAGGCUGAAGCCUCUGACUCUGGCCUACGACGGGGACGCUGACAUGUAGACGUCCUCCCGGUGAAAACGCCCAUCUCCUGUGCAGACCCUGUUCUGGAGCCGCUCGCCGGCGUGCAGAAGCAACGGUCUCGACUGAGACCUCACAGCUCACACUCUGAGCUCAUGUUUAUUCCGCAGCCUUGAUGUUUUUGUCACAGGAGCCUUCACAAACUGAUCUUCUUCUGGAAGUCUGCCUUUGCCUCUUCUUCUCCAUGUGCUGCCACUGGCUGCUUUCAGACCACAGGGUCUAGCUAAGACGACGUCUUUGUGGAAAAGCACAAGUUUCUCCCCCCUCGCCCUCCAGUGUUCCUUCCUUUUUGUAACAGCAUCGCUGCAUGAACUUUUGUAUCCUUCGUUGACUCUCCAAGAACCCACGUUUGUCUUGGUGGCCUGGGUGCAGCCUUUAGGAAGAAUACAAUCAGAAGCGAGAGUCGCCAGCUCCUUCACCUGUCCUCCCUUCUGUUCUCCAGGCAUACAUUUUUUGCACUAUAUUAGUGCAGCAUGACACGUGCGCCUCGCUUCGCCAUAUCAAACUGCCUCUCUUAAUACAAGAUCUGCACAGU